CCAUUAAAACUUCUCAAACUGCCAUCUCUCUCCCGGGCGGUGGACUCUCCUUUUCAGAUUCUCUCUUCCGUUUCCCUUUUCCAUUUCCGUGAUCCCUAUGUUUGAUUUUCAAAUUAAUUAGUGCCAAGUAAUAAUUCAUCUAAACUUUGCAAGCCAAAACCAAUCUCCACUAUCUAGGCUUGCGAUCAAUCGGAUCAGAUGCAGAAUGAUGGCUCCAAUAAAGCAAGCACCACAACUGGUAGUAACCAGUGUGGUAAUUUACUCUCACCUGAGCUCGACCUUGAGAAGCAGGACAACCCCCAAUUGUUGCCGCAACUGGGCAGCAACGGUGCCGUAUCGGAGAGUUCUACCCUUGAGCCCAAUCCCACAAUUCUCACCAUCAUAGUUUCUAAUGCUGAUUCUCAUGUGGACCCUUCUAAGGAGGAAUUGCCCAGCGUGGAUUCUCCCAAAAAGGGAUACUUGUCGAGGACUGCGAGCUCUCAUGAACAGUGCAGAGUUUGUCAGCAGGAGAGGGAAGAAGUUCUCAUAGAUCUUGGAUGCAAAUGUAAAGGUGGUCUUGCAAAAGCCCACCGCUCAUGCAUAGACACUUGGUUUCAUACGAGAGGAUCAAACAAAUGUGAGAUAUGCCAAGAGAUAGCUGUAAAUGUGUCACCUCCAGAAUCUCAGCCAAGUGCAAACUACUGGGUUUGGAGGAUUGACCCAACCUUCAGACCACGAGAUCCUGAAAGAGUAAGGAGGGUUGUUUUAGUCCACUUUGGGUGGCAUUCUCAAUUCUUAUUGGUGGUCUCUUGUUGGAUGUUCUGAUAUCCAUUACACUUGGUGUUUCUGCCCUGCCUGUUAAUAUUAUAAUCGAGUCUUUCCACAGGCGUUAUUGUUGUGCUUGGACUUGGAACUGCCCUUAGGCUAGCCUUGGAAUUCUGCCAUGAGUGGAGUUUCAGGAGAGUAGUGCAGAGGGUGGAUGUGUGAAUCUCCGGUACCAUCCUGCUUUUUAGGUAAAUCUGUAUAGAACUCUUAAUUUAUUGUGUAUUGUAUAUAAAAUAUUAUCCUUGCUGUUUGUUUAGUUUGGGUGGCACUGGUGUUGAUUGCUGCAUAGCCUACUCACAUUUGAUACCCCUAUUAUGUCGGGGAAGUUCAUUUUCCUUGGCAUGAAUUCAAAUUGUAUUCAGUUGAAUUUUAAAAUGGAUUGUCUCCGAA
Molecule: messenger RNA, 1194 nt
Organism: Hevea brasiliensis (rubber tree)
Lineage: Eukaryota; Viridiplantae; Streptophyta; Magnoliopsida; Malpighiales; Euphorbiaceae
Exons: 7
Coding region: 199-804 (201 amino acids)
Molecular function (GO): zinc ion binding
Source: RefSeq, a predicted model, not a curated record